UGCGGUGGCGCGGGGGGCGGGCCGGGGGCGGGCCGGGGGCCGCGGCGCGGCCGUCGGGCCCGGCGCGCCGGCUCGGGGGCCGGGGAGGACCAUGCACCGCGCUGCCUCCAACCAGCGCUCGGUCUCCUCCUCCUCGGGCUCCUUCCAGCCGCCGCCGCCGCCGCCGCCGCCGCUGCCGCCGCACGCCGCCGACCGGCAGCCCCUCUUCCAGAGGGGCUCCAGCAGCGGCGGCAGCCGGCGGGGCUCGGGGUCGAGCUCGGGCUCAGAGCGGGCCCGCCGCCCUCGCAGCCCCCGCAGCAGCGCCGAGGAAGAGGAGGAGGAGGAAGAGGAGGAGGACAGCAGCAGCAUCAGCAAGCCCCUGGUGCCGCCGCCCGCCGCCCCGCUGCCCGCCGCCGCCUCGCCGCUCCCCAGCAGCAGCAGCAGCAUCAGCAGCGGCGGCGGCGGCGGCGGGAGCCCGGGCCGCAGCAUGACGGCGGCGGAGCUGUACGGGGCGGCGGCGGCGGGCGGCGGGGCGGGGGGCGGCGGGGCGGCGGCGGGGGCGCUGCUGGGGCCCGGCGGGGCGGGGGGAGGGCGGCGCUGGGGCUUCCAGGCGCUGUCCCUGGUGCUGCUGCUGGGGCAGGGCGCGCUGCUGGACCUCUACCUGAUCGCCGUCACCGACCUGUACUGGUGCAGCUGGAUCGCCACCGACCUGGUGCUGGCGGCCGGCUGGGGCAUCUUCUUCUGCCGCAACAGCCGGGCGCGCCGCCGGGAGCGGCCCCCGCCGCCGCCCGGGCCGCCGCCGCCGCACCCGCUGCUGCUGCACGGCCCCCCCGGCGGCCGCGGGGCCGGGGGCCGCGGGGCCGGGGUCCCCCUCCGCGGCGGCGACUUCGCCUACGCGCACCUCGCCUGGCUCAUCUACUCCAUCGCCUUCACGCCCAAGGCGGCGCUGAUCCUGGGCACCUCCAUCCUGGAGCUGAUCGAGCUGCGCCUGCCGCUGGGCACCACCGGCUUCCGCAUCACGCUGGCGCUCUCCGCGCCGCUGCUGUACUGCCUGCUGCGGGCCAUCGGCACCGAGGGCGCCGGGCAGCUGCUCCUGCCGCCGCAGCCGCCGCCGCAGCACCGCGCCGCCGCCGCCUUCCUCGCCACCUGCCUCGACCUGCUCGACAGCUUCUCCCUGCUGGAGCUGGUGCUGCAGCCCGGGCGGCCGGCGCCGCUGCCCGCCCCGCUGCGCUACCUGCUCAUCGCCGUCUACUUCCUCUGCCUGGCCUCGCCGGUGCUGUGGCUGUACGAGCUGAGCGCCGCCCGCCCGCCCGGCGCCGCCCGCCUGGCCCUGCACCUGCUGCUGCCCGCCGGGCUGCUGGACGCGCCGCUGCUGGCGCUGCGCUGCCUCCUGCUGCUGCGCUACCAGCAGCCGCUGUCCCUCUUCAUGCUCAAGAACCUCUUCUUCCUGACCUGCCGCGGCCUGGAGGCGCUGGAGACCUGCUGCCUCCUGCGCCCCGCCGCCGCCCCGCCGCCCGCCAAGUACGGCCCGGCCGCCGCCGCGCCCGCCGCCGCCCCGCUGGCCCACGGGCUCUCCGACGUGGACGUGGGUCCCCACGGGUACGUGAACGCCUUGGCGGUCACCGCCCAGGGCUGAGCCCCCCGGCAGCCCCCGGCAGAGUCUCUGUCUCUGCGUUCUGCUCAGGUUCCCUCUGCCGUGGCCGAGCAGGGGAAGAAGGGGACGUGGGUUUCCCCGCCAGACUCUCGUUCCCCUCCUCCUUUCCUCGUGGACAGAUCCAGCAGCGG
Messenger RNA from Passer domesticus (house sparrow), 1764 nucleotides. RefSeq names its product transmembrane protein 121B (gene TMEM121B). The transcript has a single exon. Bases 92 to 1615 code for a protein of 507 amino acids. NCBI's taxonomy places the organism in Eukaryota, Metazoa, Chordata, Aves, Passeriformes, Passeridae. The record is from RefSeq and is a predicted model, not a curated record.